Messenger RNA from Astyanax mexicanus (Mexican tetra), 1250 nucleotides. RefSeq names its product 1-acylglycerol-3-phosphate O-acyltransferase ABHD5 (gene abhd5b). Gene Ontology annotation, biological process: negative regulation of triglyceride storage; positive regulation of triglyceride catabolic process. Lineage: Eukaryota; Metazoa; Chordata; Actinopteri; Characiformes; Acestrorhamphidae. The transcript is spliced from 7 exons. Gene Ontology annotation, cellular component: lipid droplet. The record is from RefSeq and is a predicted model, not a curated record. Bases 112 to 1233 code for a protein of 373 amino acids.
GAACUGGGAGACUGGGUGAGAGGUCCAGUUGUUUCUUUUCUUCAGGAUUGUGUUCCUCAGACUGCUGUUACACGUUCUGAAACAGAGCGGCCGUGAGAACACAGCAGAACUAUGGACAGAGCUUUACAGGACUUUACCGUCUACAACCAGAGGUCCUGGUGGAUCCUGAGCUGGUUGCCCUCCUGGUGCCCCAGUUCUCCAUUCCUCCUUAAAACUGCUGAGGACAAGAUUCUCCAGCCCAUCAAGCUCCAGUUUAACAGAGGUCAUGUGCCCAUCUCUGAUGGAAACUACAUCUGGACUCUUUCUAUUAAUGAGGCCCAGCUCUCGGCUCAAGCCUCUGCAGAGGAAGACCCCCAGGUCUCGUUUGUGCUGCUGCAUGGGUUUGGUGGGGGUCUGGGCUUGUGGGUGAAGAACCUGAGCGCCCUGGCUCAGACCGGACGGCCCGUAUACGCCCUGGACCUGCUGGGCUUCGGGCGGAGCAGCCGGCCAAUGGCAGGCAGCCAGGCAGAGGAAGUUGAGGAACAGUUCGUCCAGUCUCUGGAGGAGUGGAGGGAGGCCGUGGGGGUGGAGCUUAUGGUUCUGUUGGGUCAUAAUCUGGGGGGAUACGUCUCGACGGCCUACGCUCUAAAAUACCCCCACAGGGUGAAGCACUUGGUGCUGGUGGAGCCUUGGGGUUUCCCAGCAAAGCCUGAAAAUCUGCAGAUGAACUGCAAAGUCCCCAUGUGGAUUAUAGCUCUGGGCACUUCUAUGAAUCCGUUUAACCCCCUGGCUCUGCUCAGACUGGUCGGUCCUUUAGGACCCUUGUUGCUGCAGGCCCUCAGGUCCGACUUUAAGCAGAAAUAUUACUCUGUUUUCAAGGACGACACAGUGCCUGAUUACAUUUACCAUCUUAACGUUCAGACUCCAAGCGGUGAGAUCGCCUUUAAGAACAUGACGAUCCCGUACGGCUGGGCCCAGCGUCCCAUGAUGCACCGCAUUGAGAUGAUCGAUCCCGCAAUCCGGAUCUCCGUUAUCUGCGGAUCGCGCUCCUGCAUCGAUGGCCAAUCAGGACGAACCAUUCAAGAGAUGAGGCCCCAUUCUCAGACAGACGUUAUUGUAAUCUCAGGAGCCGGACACUAUGUGUUUGCAGACCAAUCAGAGGACUUCAACCAGGCCGUGCUGAAUAUAUGUAGCAAAUAUCUGGACAAAAAGGAGAAAAGGAAAGAGAAGGGACUGGGGAAAGGGAUGGAGUGAAGAUGGGUGGGACAGGG